AUGUUCCAUCAAGUUGGCGUCAAUGUUGAGCAUCGCAACUAUCUCAGAUUCCUGUGGUUGGAAGGAGGCGAUAUAGAAAAACGACCAGAGGAGUUCAGGAUGAAAGUACAUCUGUUCGGUGAAACGUCAUCCCCAGCAUGUGCAAACUUUGCACUUAAGUCUGCUGCCGACGCAUAUGAGAACACCCAUGGGAAGGCCGCGGCAGACUUUGUCCGACGAGAAUUCUAUGUAGACGAUGGGCUCAAGUCAGUCACUACCCCAGAGGAGGCAUUGGAGUUGAUCGAAACCCGUGUCAAUCUGUGCGAGCAGAGCGGGUUCCGCCUCCACAAGUUCAUCGCGAACAACAAGGAUGUGCUGCAAGCCCAAGCCAUUCCACCAAGUGAACGGGCAAAGGAUGUCCAAAAUGUUAAGGUCCUCUCAGAGGGUUUUCCAGUUGAGCGGACUCUGGGAGUACAGUGGUGUGUAGAAUCAGACACGUUCCAGUUCAGAGUACACUUCAGUGACAAACCACCCACUCGUCGGGGCAUCAUGUCAAGUGUAAGCUCCAUAUUUGACCCCCUUGGUCUCGUCUCUCCCGUGCUGCUCGUUGGAAAACAAAUUCUGCAGUCCCUCUGUCGAGAUGGUUAUGCAUGGGAUGACCCCAUUCCAGAUGAGACAAGGGCGGAGUGGGAGAAAUGGAGGCUUGAUGUCUGCGACUUGGUAUCACUAAAGAUAAGGAGAUGCUACAAACCUGAGAGUUUCAGCAGCAUACAAUCUGCAGAAUUGCAUCAUUUCUCUGAUGCCAGCGCCGAGGGCUGUGGCCAGUGUAGCUACCUGAAGCUGAUAGAUGACACAGGCUCUGUCGGUACAACGCUAGUUAUGGGGAAAUCUCGAGUCACCCCAUCGAAGCCAGUGACAAUACCCAGACUAGAACUUACAGCUGCUGUCACUUCUGUUAAAGUGAGUACAUUCCUUUCAAGAGAGCUGGAGUAUAAGAAUGUGAAACACUUCUUCUACACCGACAGCAAAGUGGUACUCGGCUAUAUUGCCAAUGACAGCAAGAGAUUUCAUGUCUUUGUUGCGAAUCGGGUACAGAAAAUACGAGAUAGUACCACUCCCGAUGAAUGGCGCCACAUUGACACCAAGAUGAAUCCUGCUGAUCCGGCUUCCCGAGGUCUUUCAGCCGGGGCCCUCAUUGAUUGCAAGCUCUGGUGGAAGGGCCCUGCCUUCCUACAGACAGCUGAUGCGCCACCACGAAAUGAUGAGCCUGCAGAGCUUAGCUCGACUGAUCCUGAAGUAAAGAAGGCAUCUGUCUUCAAUGUGGAGGCUCAUGCACCCACUUUUCCGAGCACGCUGGAGAGGUUCAACUACUUCUCUAGCUGGUUCCGCCUCAGACGGACAGUCGCAGUGUGUUUGCGAUACAUAGAAAGGCUUAAGAGACGCAUCAAAGGGGAAUCUGCGACGCCCCCAGAUGCCUACAGUCCCAUCACUGUGGACGAAUUGUGUCUGGCAGAACAAAGGAUCCUGCAUCUAACACAACAGCAGGCCUUCCCAGAAGAAAUCCGAGUGCUCAACAAACAAGAUGGUGGCAGUCUUGAUAUCCAGCGUCAGUCAACAAAGCCUCUCAGCAAGGGCAGUCCACUACGCACUCUCGACCCAAUCCUAGAUGAGAAAGGGCUGCUCAGGGUUGGUGGGCGUAUCAAGCAAGCAUCCGUUUCCGAAGACGUCAAACAUCUGAUCGUGCUCCCACGUCGCAGCCACCCCACAGAACUCUUGAUUGAACACUACCACUCCCAAAGUUGUCAUGCUGGACGUGGUAUAACACUGAAUAACAUUCGUCAGGCUGGUUUCUGGAUCUUGGGUGCACGAGCUGCCGUUGCCAGUCAUACUUGGAAGUGUGUGACCUGCCGGAAACUCAGAGGGGCACCCUGUGGACAAAAGAUGGCUGAGCUGCCAGCAGACAGGCUGAAUCCAUCCCCGCCUUUCACAUACAGCGCAGUCGACUUCUUCGGCCCCUUCCUUAUCAAAGACGGACGAAAGGAGAUGAAACGAUGGGGAGUUCUGUUCAGCUGCAUGGCCUCCCGUGCAGUCCAUAUCGAGACGGCGAAUUCCCUCAGCACAGACUCUUUUCUGAAUGCCUAUCGGAGGUUCACCUGUAGGAGAGGCCCAGUGAGGCAAUUGCGAUCGGAUCGGGGAACGAACUUUGUUGGCGGAAGGAGCGAGCUUGAUGAUGCUCUAGCCGAGAUGAAUCAACCCAAAAUCUGUAGAGAGCUCCUCCAAGAUGGCUGCGACUGGGUGACAUUCAACAUGAAUGUCCCUUCUGCCAGCCAUAUGGCUGGAGCUUGGGAACGAAUGAUUCGUUCGAUCCGAAGUGCCCUCUCAGCCUUGCUUCAUCGAAAUGGAUGUCAGCUAGACGACGAGCUCCUGCGGACUCUCAUGAUUGAAGCUGAGGCGAUUGUGAACAGUCGCCCCCUGACGUACGUCGACACGAAGGAGCCAGAUGUUCCUGAACCGCUUUCUCCAAAUCAACUUCUUACACUGAAGGGGAAGGUGGUGCUUCCUCCACCGGGAGUCUUUGUCCAACAAGAUCUUUACAGUCGACGCAGAUGGAGAAGAGUGCAGCUCCUCGCCAAUCAGUUUUGGUCACGUUGGAAGUCUGAAUAUUUCUCUUCACUUCAAGAGCGCAAGAAGUGGACCAAGUCUCGAAGGAACAUCGUGAAGGACGACAUCGUGUUGAUAAUCGACGACAAUGCACCACGAUGCCACUGGCAACUAGCACGUGUCAUCGAGACAUUCCCAAGUUUAGAUGGCUACAUCAGGAAGGUCAAGCUUCAAACCAGCCGUUCCAUAUUGGAGAGACCUAUUCAUAAGGUGGUGUUACUGCUGGACCGGGACACCCCUCCGAGGAGCCAAGAAACUGAACCAGCCUGA
Molecule: messenger RNA, 2910 nt
Organism: Acanthaster planci (crown-of-thorns starfish)
Lineage: Eukaryota; Metazoa; Echinodermata; Asteroidea; Valvatida; Acanthasteridae
Source: RefSeq, a predicted model, not a curated record